This is a messenger RNA of Morus notabilis, 1083 nucleotides long. RefSeq names its product nudix hydrolase 15, mitochondrial. Gene Ontology annotation, biological process: coenzyme A catabolic process. Lineage: Eukaryota; Viridiplantae; Streptophyta; Magnoliopsida; Rosales; Moraceae. The transcript has 4 exons. The record is from RefSeq and is a predicted model, not a curated record. Bases 152 to 925 code for a protein of 257 amino acids. Gene Ontology annotation, molecular function: coenzyme A diphosphatase activity; acetyl-CoA hydrolase activity.
GCAUUAGUUAAAGUCGAUUCCUGCUCACAUUGUUCUCUCUCUCUCUCUCUCUCUCUCUCUCUCUCUCUCUCUCUCAUAAAACUAUGCGUGUAUAUAUGUAUACUUAUAUAAGCUGAACAACAAGCAGCAAGAGAUUAGGCAAGAUUAUCAAAUGGCUUGCAUAGACCCGGUUGUCCUUUCUUGCAUCCCAAAACAGGAUUGUGGAAGCCAAACUCUACAAAGAAUUGCUAGGCAACUGCAGUUUUACAAACCGCCCAAACUAGACAGAGAGGACCAAAAAGACGUUGGCAGAGGUCCAAUUUAUGCGAUCAACGAACAAUUGUCGGCUUGUGCCGAUUGGAGGAAGAGAAAAGCGGCCGUCCUAAUAUGCCUUUUUGAAGGUCCUCAAGGCGAGCUGCGAGUUAUCCUUACCAAGAGAUCCAUGAAAUUGUUGUCAUAUCCAGGAGAUGUAGCAUUGCCUGGUGGAAAAAUGGAGGAGGGAGAUGUAGAUUAUUCAGCAACUGCUUUAAGAGAAGCUAUGGAAGAAAUUGGCUUGGAUUCAAGUCUAGUUCAAGUUGUUGCAAAUUUAGAGCCCUUUAUAUCCAUGCAGCAUCUACUUAAGGUUAUCCCUGUCAUAGGUCUUCUAGAUCGAGCAGAGGAUUUCAAACCUGCACUCAACAUUGACGAAGUUGAUGCUGUUUUCGACGUACCUCUGGACAUGUUUCUCAAGAUGGACAAUCAUAAAUUCGAGGAGAGAGAAUGGAUGGGUUGGAUGUAUGUUGUCCACAACUUUGAAUUUUUGUCUGAUCAACAUGGGGUUCUUGGCAUCAGGGGUUUAACUGCAAGCAUUCUUAUUCGAGCUGCCUCAAUUAUCUACCAGCAAGCCCCAUGCUUUGGACAACAUCAUCUCCCUGACUUCCAACAACUGCAAAGGACCUUGAUGUAAUUUCACAUGAUGUAUAAUAUCAUAUAACUAGCUUGGAUGAUCAAUAUUAGAGGAGCUUAGAUUAUCCCAAUUAUAUACUGUUUGAUAAUGAAUACCAUAUACAAUUAUUUAGCAUAUCAAAAUUAAUGAAGGUGUAUAAUUCAAUUUAUAUCUCUUAC